AUGAGCAACCACCCUCGUCCCUCGCUUUUUCUCGCCCCAUCCGUCAACACCACUACGGUGGUCACGACGACAACCACGACGACGACAUAUGCACCCAUUCCCCUCCCCUCUGUCCCGCCACCAUCCUCGCCCAGAGACCCUAAGCUCUACCCUCUCCUCAACGCGAACCUUCCAAAGUCACUGCGCGAAUUUCCUCUUGUAUUUCCUGGUGGUUCGCGUGCCACAUUUCGCGAUGGCGAGUUCGGUGAGCAGGACAUGCAGGAAGAGGAGUCUGUCGUCGAAGGCAAGGGGUGGCGAAUGGUCAAGCGCGAUGAGGCGGACUCGAGGAAAGAGGUCGGACUCGCGGAGGCCGUCGAGCGGUAUGGUCGCAAGCGGUCAUACAGUAACGAGAACAUGAUGGAAGGCAUCGAGGUAAUCCCUGGUCUCGUCGCCACAACACCCCCUCGAAAGAAAGCCAAGAGCCACCCAUUACCCCCAAUCAACACCAUACACUCUGCUGCACCCCCCUCACCGCUACCCUCACCCCAUGGCUCACCACCUCCUGAGAGCAUUUGGCCUUCCGCACCUCCUAGUGGACAUUCCUCUCCCCAGCCACAAGCACUCGCAGGUGCCCCAUUCCAACCCGACAUGGCAAUGACGACUCUACUGGCGUUACCUCAACUACUCUCUCACUUUCAGGCCUUACCCCCACCUCUCCAAUCCCACGUGUUACUCACCUUCCUCCGACACUCGCCUCUCUCCGUUCUGCGGACACUCCAUUCCGUUUUGACCCCGACACUUGCUAGGGAUUUCCUGACACUACUACCUCCGGAGCUUGUUUCGCUUGUUCUGAGCUUCCUCUCAUUCCCCGAUCUUGCGCGCGCCUCGCGAGUGUCCAAGACAUGGCGCGCAAUAAUCGACUCAGACCCCGUCCUCUGGCGUGAUCUGCUGAAGACCACAAGGAUCUGGUUUGGACGAGACUCUGAGACCGCGUUCGCCGACGCGAUCGCGGCACGACGGAGGCGACAAGGUCUUCCUGCACCAGGUUCUCUACCUCUGCCCCAUCCUUACAAGAUCCUGUUCAAGUCGCGUCACCUCACGCGUACGCGGUGGGUGACAAACCAGAACCCGAAGCGACUUACCUUCCAGGCGCACGGGCGAUCUGUGGUGACGUGCCUCAUCUUCUCACACGGGCGUAUCAUCUCUGCUUCGGACGACCACUCGAUCCAUGUCUACUCUCCCAUCACGGGCGCCAAGGUCCGCUCUUUAGACGGCCACGACGGCGGGGUGUGGGCGCUGGCCGCCACGAAGAACACGCUCGUUAGCGGCUCGACAGAUCGCACGGUGCGGAUCUGGGAUCUGGACACGGGCCGAUGCACACACGUCUUCGGCGGGCACACCAGCACGGUGCGCUGCCUCGCUAUCGUUAAGCCUGAAUGGAUCGACUACGAGAACGAGCACGGGAUAAUCACGCGGGAGAAGUGGCCCAAGCGCCCGCUCAUCGUCACCGGCAGCAGAGACCACUCGCUCCGGGUCUGGACACUGCCUAAACCUGGGGACGAGGAGUACAGGUGUUAUGGCGCGGACGACACCGAGGUCGACCCCUCAGAGGAGGAUGUCGAAGAUAACCCGUACCACAAGCUGCAUCUCGAAGGCCACGACCACGCCGUCCGCGCGCUCGCCGCGAGGGGCCGUACCUUAGUCUCAGGCAGCUACGAUUGCACUGUCCGCAUCUGGGACAUUAUCACCGGCGCGUGCAAGUGGGUGCUGGUUGGACACACACAAAAAGUGUACAGUGUCGUGCUCGACAUCAACCGCAAUCUGGCGUGCUCGGGCUCCAUGGACGGCACUGUCCGUGUAUGGAAUCUCAGCACGGGACAGUGUCAACACGUUCUCGCAGGCCACACUUCGCUUGUCGGCCUCUUGGGCCUCUCCCCAUCGCACCUGGUUUCCGCGGCCGCUGACUCCACACUGCGUGUUUGGGACCCUGACACCGGUGAAUUGCGCCACACCCUUGCCGCUCAUCAAGGCGCGAUCACCUGCUUCCAGCACGACGAGUUCAAGGUUCUGAGCGGCUCCGACGGCACGCUCAAGAUGUGGGACAUCCGCGACGGCUCACAGGUACGGGACCUUCUCACAGGCAUCGUCGGCGUCUGGCAAGUCGUCUUCGAAGGCCGCUGGUGCGUCGCGGCAAGCAACCGGAUGGACUCCACCGUGCUCGACGUCUGGGACUUCGGGAACGACGAGGACGACGAGUGGGAGGGCGAGCCCUCGGGCGGCCUCUACGACGAAGAGUCGGACUACUCCGACGAGGACGACGAGAUGGACCGCGCCCAGGUCGAGGCGGACGCGAUGGACCAGGACCUUGACGGCAUCCCCUCCGACGCCGAGUACCUCGAGGCCGACCCCACGCACGACUACUCGGACGAGGACGAGCCGUCGCCGACGCCGGCGCGCAUGCGCGAGUGGAGCGGCGCCUCGACCUCGGACGCGGACGAGCCCCGCGCGUCGUCGAGCCGCGACUACCCCGCCAGCCACGGCGGUGCGCACGGCAACUACCGCACCCGCACGUCCGCACGGACACGCGCCGCGCGCGGAGAGGCGGCGCUUCUGCCGCCGCCUGGCUCGAGCGCGGGAGCAGGAUCCUCGGAGCCCUCGCUGCGCACUCUGCCCGCUGUGGACGAGACCCCGACGCGGCCGCGGACGCGCAACGUCGGCCACCGGCGGCGGUGGCAGCCGUAG
Molecule: messenger RNA, 2721 nt
Organism: Epithele typhae
Lineage: Eukaryota; Fungi; Basidiomycota; Agaricomycetes; Polyporales; Epitheliaceae
Product: WD40 repeat-like protein
Exons: 5
Coding region: 1-2721 (906 amino acids)
Molecular function (GO): protein binding
Source: RefSeq, a predicted model, not a curated record